Messenger RNA from Trypanosoma theileri, 1038 nucleotides. RefSeq lists its product as uncharacterized. The record is from RefSeq and is a predicted model, not a curated record. The transcript has a single exon. The annotation marks the transcript as partial. NCBI's taxonomy places the organism in Eukaryota, Euglenozoa, Kinetoplastea, Trypanosomatida, Trypanosomatidae.
AUGUCCAUGGAAUCACCAAACGGAAAUGUCAUUGCUGUACAUCGCAAUGGCAAUGACAACCUUGGUCUGUCGCCGACGUACAUAAAUGGAUGCCCACGGUUUUCUGUGAGUGGACGAGGAACGGAGUUUGGAUCUAUUUCCGGUUCGCAGUACUCUUUCGAUACGACACGGUUUCUUAAGGAUGUGUUGCGCCGUCGUGAAGAAGUGCCUGCGGUGCGGGUAUUGCCAAAGACUCAUCUCCUCGCACAAUUGCUGUUGCAGGAACAGUCGGAGCGGGAGUUGUUUACACUCCAGGAACGUUCCUUCCGUGCGCAGAUUCAACACAAGCGUGAAGAGGAUCGUCUGAAGAAGGAGGAGCAGCGCCUACAACAAAGAAAUCGUGAACGUCUGGAUGAGUUAAAGCGCAAACAGUCAGAGGAGUUGGCUGCUAAGAAGGAAGUGGUAUCUACCUUCCUUAAGCAGAUUGAUGGUGAGGUAAAGGAGAAGAUCAAACUUGUUUGUAUGUUACAACCCCGUAUGAACGUUGCGGCAACAGUGGUGGCGGAUGUUAAGAGCGAGACAGGCACCUGCACUCUUCUACCGGAGUUAAUGGAAGAGGAAAAGCGUGUGAUGAAGGCCCUAAAGGCAGAAAGUCGGUAUAGUAAACCCUCCACAUCUGCUAAUAAUAUCUCUGAAGGUUGUGGAGCUGUGCCGUAUUGGAUGCGUACAUGCGUGGCAAGUUCAUUUAACGUUGCCGCAAUCCUCCGUGGCGAACCAUACCGCGCUACUGUAGAGGACGCUAUUAAAGUAUCAAAUGCCGCUCUGCGCAAACUCAUCGUGGUGCGACGUGUGGGAGAUGACAGUGUUGUGGCUUGGGCACAUGUACGUGCUGGAAGUGAUCCGUUGUCGCUCGCAACGGAGUUGGCACAACUCCCAGCACCGGAGGAUUUGCCAAGUAAGAAGAGUCUUGGUGUGAUCUGGCCAAAGGAAGAUCUCGCAGAGUUGAACCGAAAGUCCAAGACUGUAUCCGGAGAAGCAGAUCUGCUCUCUGUUGUGGGG